CCUUGUAUGAUUAUGCUUCAUAUGUCCCUUUUGAUCACAUUCCUACCAAUAUUCCCUUUUCAUCAGGACAGAUCCAGUCGCACAACCUCGUUGUCCAACGGAGGCGCUCUGACUCUACGCCACAUCAUAGUCGUCUUCUGCCCUCAACAUCACCCGACGCCGUCUUUGACCCUUCCCGUGCUGAGCUUGGUUGAGGGUCUGACCAGCACAAUUCCUCCGACGCACUUUCCCCCCUUUCAUCAUUUGUACCCAUAUAUCUACGGAUUCACCGAAAUAUGCGACAAAAUCCGACCGACAUUAUGACCCAUCACCUCUUCUCAGUCU
Molecule: messenger RNA, 324 nt
Organism: Gloeophyllum trabeum ATCC 11539
Lineage: Eukaryota; Fungi; Basidiomycota; Agaricomycetes; Gloeophyllales; Gloeophyllaceae
Exons: 4
Coding region: 7-303 (98 amino acids)
Source: RefSeq, a predicted model, not a curated record